CCUCUUUCUCUACGUUGCGGCCAUCGACAGCUUUUGUUUGCUUAUUCGCUUCGUUUAUCAGCACCAACCUACGUUCCGAUCCACACCUGUCCACCUAUAGGCAUAGGCAUGCAGCCAUUUUCUCCAUGCCUACAGUGUCUAGUAUAGAGCCUCCUGAUCCUGAAUUUUACCUCGUACGACCGCACCACUGGACCAAAGAGUCUCUCCUCCUCGGCUUCCAGCUCGACGAGAUCCUGUGGGAGAACCAUUACCUCAAGAUCGGCAAGCAAUUCCUGCAAGGCACGACUGAGGAACAGCUGCAAGAGAACUUCUACCAGCUGCUACCGGAGGCCGUCAAGAAUGGCGACGAUCACAUCAGGGAGAAUUGGCUACGCGCCGGCAUCCGCGUGCAUGUGAAGAGGAUCAUGAAGAAACCUAAAAAGUCAUUCACCCGCGCAAAGAACUCGAAGAUAUCCGGCUCUGCUCGGGCGACUUCGUCGCCCAAUUCUCGUUCACCUUCCCCACAGCCUCGCCGACAUGCCACCAGAGGUAACACUCGUAAUAACACAGCUCCUCCAGAUCCAACGAUCAGUACAUCCUUCCACAAACGCAUCCAAGCUUGCGCCAGUGCCGCUCGCGCGCGAAAAUCCAACUCCUCUGCACCUCGAGCCCGCCGUCACGUUGACCGUGCGAGUUCACCCGAAGUCUCUCGCCGUCAACACGCUCCCACCCUCGACGACAUACGCGAAGAAACGGACAUACUCGACUCGGAACUUGGCAAGUCUCGCGCCUACCAGUCUAAAGGGCCAUACCUGUCAAGCGACGAAGACGUAUCCUACGAGAGUUCAUCCAGCGACGACGAAUCGUUAGACGGAGAGGAUACGCGGUCUAAGUGUGAAGAAUUGUCUAAAGAGCUUGAGCUGAAUAACAUUGAAGAGGAUUCGGCAUUGGAACUGACUGAUUUGGGUGGCGGAGAAGAAGAUACGGGUGUCGAAUUGCCUGAUUUCGGCGGCGGUCAUGAGGACAACGGUAGCGGACUCGCGAAUUCAUUUGAGCCGGAAGACCCGUUAGAGCCUCAUUGUGUAGAGCGAAACGAGAACAGCCACUCGGCAGCCAAUGGUGCCACAACUGCACCUGCCCAAAACCCUUCGAACGCAUGUGUCAUCGACCCAAUGGCUGGCGUCAAUCAUCAUAAACGCAAGAGGUCUGACGCUUCGGCGCCGGAUAGCAGUAGAGAUCCACCACGCAAGAGACUUCAGUCCGGCUUGCGUAAUGAGACCACUGCCCCACACUCAGAGACAGAUAAUCCCAUGGGGCGCCAGAACGGUGUUACAAACUGCAUCAUUCAAAAGUCAACGAAAAAAGACGUUGGUAGCACCGCAGCACUAAUUGCAAUCGAGAAACUUUUCCCGAUGCCAGAUCGAAAGGACUGCGAGGACACGUGUCUGACUAGAGUCAAGGAAUUGCUCCAGCAUGGGCAUACUGAGCUUGGUUCCAGACGUGAAACACAUCAGGCAACGGUGAAAGAACUUGAGGCUUGCUCUUUAUUAGAGCUGUCAUGUAAGCAAGAGAAGGCGAAGGCUGACUCUAAGAUCUCGAAACUUUCCAAAAAGAUCAGUCGAUUUGCCAAAGAGCUCGAAAGACUUGGUGACAAUGACAUUGCGGUAGCUGACUCCGAUGUCCCCGAUAGUUCUGAGGACGAUAGCGACUGCGAACUUCUUAAUGGACGGUAUAAACUCGCAGAGAAACUCCGAAGCCGCCUUAACGAAAAGUCGAAGAUACAGGCAGUACAGAAGAAGGAAGCAGAGAAGCUCUCCACUGAACUGGCUGUAGUGAAGGCCAAGUGCGAAAGUCUCGCCGCAAAAGAAGAGGAUGAGCGCACCCAAUAUACCUACCUAAAGGUCGAGUUAUCCAAGGCAAAGGAGUACUACAUCACAGAACUUAACAACGCAAUUGCGUUUUGCAAUACGCUGGAUGUUGAUAGCGAGGAUGAAGUGCUAGAUAAGGCGCCCGUUAGCGUGGACGUAGUGAGUAUUGGUGUCUAAGGGCCUGGCUUGGGGGAUGGCUCACGCAUACUCCGUAGGUUCAACCAUGUUAUGAUUUGGAGGAAUUCUCGAAGCGAGCUUUUCGGUUUGUGUGCAUGUUGCGAAUACUAUGCGCCAGAGCUGAUGCGGCUCGACGACGCACAUGUUGAGUAGGAUUCAUUCAACUCGGUUUUCGGAUGACGUCUUGCGUGUUAUUUCCGGGAGUUUUAGGUAAAUGAUACCCAGGGUAGCCUUCUAUAAAGUGUUUCCUUAAUGAGUG
Molecule: messenger RNA, 2283 nt
Organism: Pseudovirgaria hyperparasitica
Lineage: Eukaryota; Fungi; Ascomycota; Dothideomycetes; Acrospermales; Acrospermaceae
Exons: 2
Coding region: 126-2024 (632 amino acids)
Source: RefSeq, a predicted model, not a curated record